Molecule: messenger RNA, 939 nt
Organism: Penicillium paradoxum
Lineage: Eukaryota; Fungi; Ascomycota; Eurotiomycetes; Eurotiales; Aspergillaceae
Product: NAD(P)-dependent oxidoreductase
Exons: 2
Coding region: 1-939 (312 amino acids)
Molecular function (GO): NADP binding; NAD binding; oxidoreductase activity, acting on the CH-OH group of donors, NAD or NADP as acceptor
Source: RefSeq, a predicted model, not a curated record
AUGUCCAAACCCCGCGUCGCCUGGAUCGGCCUCGGCAACAUCGGCCGAGGCAUGAGUCUCAACAUCGCCAAAAAAGGGCCCCAGCGCGGCCCGAUCCUGCUGUACAACCGCACAGCCGCACGCGCAACGACCCACGCCGCAAAACUCCCCAACGCGCAAGUCGCAGGCACAAUCCCCGAAGCCGUAACCAAGUCCGACGUGAUCUUCACCUGCGUCGGGGACGACGCAGCCCUCGACGCCAUCGUCUCCGCCAUCCUAGACACACCCGCCGAUCUCAGCGGUAAGACCUUCGUGGACUGCUCGACCGUGCACCCGGACACAUCGCGGCGAGUCGAGAAAGCGCUCGAGGCGCGGGGGGCAGGGUUCGUGGCGUGUCCGGUAUUCGGGGCGCCGAAUAUGGCGGAUGCGGGGCAGAUGAUAGUGGUUCCGGCGGGGAAGCGGGAAGCGAUUGAGAAGGUGGCGGGGUUCUUUGAUGGGGUUGUUGCGAAGAAGACGAUUGAUUUGGCUGGGGGGAGUGGAGCGGAUAUUGAUGUGGGGAAGGCGGCUACGCUGAAGGUCCUAGGGAACACGUUUAUUCUGAAUACGGUUGGGGUGUUGGCGGAGUCGCUUGUUGCAGCUGAGGCGUCGGGGCUUGGGGUUGGGCCGUUGAAGGAAUGGUUGGGGCUUUUUGCGCCGGGUCCGUUUGCCAAUUAUGCGGAGCGGAUGACGAGUGGGGAUUAUUAUCAGAGGGAGGAGCCGCUUUUUGCGGUCGAUCUGGCGAGGAAGGAUUUGCGACAUGCUUCUGGGAUUGCGAGGGAGGGGGGAUUGCGGAUGCGGAAUGUUGAGGUUACGGAUGAGCUGUUGCGGGAUGUUAAAGCUGAGAAGGGAGAGAAGGGAGAUAUCGCUGCUGUUUAUGGAGCUGUGAGGAAGGGAGCCGGGAUGGAGUUUGAGAACCAGUGA